AUGGCGACCACGGCGGGGACCGAGGGCCAGGGCGGCGCCGACUCCGGCGAGGCGCCCACCUACAAGGGCUCGUGCUUCUGCGGAAAAGUGAAGGUCGACGUCAAGGGCCCGGUGGCAACCACCUACGCGUGCCACUGCACGAUCUGUCAGAGGACGCACGGCGCGCCCUACAUCGCCUUCGCCAACUUCGCCGCGGGGUCAAUCACUCCCACGCCCGAGUCCAAGGAGUUCAUAGCCUGCUUCAAUACCAGCGAAAAGCUCGUUCGGUACCAUUGCAAGGUGUGCGCCUCCCACGUGUACAACGACAUCCCCGUGGAGGGUUACGAGUGCGUGGACAUGCCGGUUGCGAACCUGGAGAGGGGCCCAGACGGCAAGGUGUUGGCCUGGGACGAUGUCAAGCCGCAGUGCCACGCCCUCUACACCCACAGGGUAGAGGACGUCCAUGACGAGCUGCCCAAAUACGACGGCCUGCCGCCCGGGUUCGAGAACUUCAACCCUGGGAAGUUCUUUCACUCCUACCCUACCUCGUGA
This is a messenger RNA of Ostreobium quekettii, 531 nucleotides long. Lineage: Eukaryota; Viridiplantae; Chlorophyta; Ulvophyceae; Bryopsidales; Ostreobiaceae. The record is from the annotation of a GenBank genome assembly.